AGUGUUUGUUUUGUGAGUGAACAAUAUUUUGACAACAUGUGUGAGAAGAGAAUAAGGAAAAUCAAAAAAGGUUCAAACCUUAUGCGUCUUAGAGAGGCGAGGCGCUUACAGCGGCUGCAGCGACUGUCGUCGCCGCCGGCGCCCGAGGUGCCCCGGCCCUGCCAGCCGCAGCCGCUCCCGCCCAGCAACAACGGAGGUCAGAGCAGAGUGCUCCUAGAACUCGCCUGGAAAACCGUCGCCCUCAUGCACAAAAAUAGGAUAAUCCAACAAAAAAUUGUAGCUCUACAAAAAGAAACUACAGAAUUCGUCGCUUCAGUCAUGAAUAACCCUGAGAAUAAGCAGCGGUACAUGGAACACCUCCGCGCCUACAAGCUCGCGCAACAAGCGCAAGCGCAGCCUCCUAAAAUUGAAAACAGCAAUCUGCCGUUAAAAGUUGAACCAACUGUAUAAGUAAUCAGCUUUGCCUGUCUGUAUGACUGAAGCGAAUGUACGAGUGUAAAUAAAUGAACCGUCUAUUUUUAGGUUAUGGAUGUUGUAUUUGUCAUAUAUAAUUAAAUUUGAGUUUUGAACGUUCUAGAUAUAAACUUGCGUUAUUAGCCAUCUUUCUAACCAUCGGAUUCCAAAAUUAUUACAUAUACAUUGAGACAUAAAGACAUAAUUGUUGCGGGGUUCAUUAAGGUAAGGUGGGCCAAGGCCGAUAUGCCAAAUUUUGAUUCGAUAUUCUAUCAAACAAACGUUUGUAUACAAUAGCAAUAUCAAUAGAUAUAAGUAGUGUAAGUUUUGAACUAGUAUCAUAGGUAAUAACUACGAUUGAAAAUAUGAAAUCGAAAAUUUCACAUACCUAUAGGCCUUGACCCACGUUACCGUAACACUAACAUGAGUGUGGAUUUAUAAAACAGAUCAAUGACAAGUGCAAGCGAAUGUCAUUACAGUAUUAUGCAAAGUUUUAUAGAAAACUAAGUAUACUGUUUUAUGUGUUCAGUCCGUAGUCACUGUAAACAAAAACUGCCUCCGUGUUGUUGUGUCACGAUUGAACUUAGUUAACACGCUUAUAGUAGUUUCAGAAUAUAAAACCUCCGUAUUAAUAGGGGUUUGUGCACAUAACAUAUCUAAGUACACCCAGUUCGAAUAGCAUUGUACUGGCUAAUGUGCAGUAGACUAGUAACUAUGUUAAUUACUUAUAAUUUUAACGCGUAGUAGACUUUACUUACGUUAAGGUUACGAAUACCUAUAUAAGUAUUAUACUAAAUCUGUUUUGACGUUAGAUGUCGUAAUCCGAUAAUUAGGUAUCUUAUUUGUGAUAAGGGAGUUGUAGGUAUUUGUAAUAUUCAGUUCUUCUGGACUUCAAUUAAGAACAUAUUGGUACCUUUCAGCAAUAAUGUUUUAAUACAGUGUCUUAAAAAAAUGUUGUGGAUAAUGGAGGAUAGGUACUAAAUACUUCUACAUAGGACUAGCGUUAAGAUUCUUUUGAGGUUGUAUCUAACAUAAGAGUAUGAGGCUGUUUAAUUUAAAAGCGUUGCGGGGAUCUUCGUACCUAAUAUGUAUUUAAUUGUAUAGAUAUACAACUUACAUUUAAAUUAAAAACUUACAGUUGUGAAUUCAUUACGACAUGAAUUAAUUUCGAGCCUUUGUAAAUACGACAUCAAUGUUUAUUUUAUUAUGGUCGUAAUUUAAAACUUAUGGUACGAAGACGUUAGAGGUAUUGUUAAUACUCUUAAGGUAAUGUACCUAUAACGUAUAGGUAUGUAGGUAGGUAUUAUAACAUUUAUAACUGCUGGUCCAACCACCAAUAUUUUAGUUUCUUGUGUCCCUGUAAUAAAUUCAUUUAGGGCUUCAUUUUACUUUAAAUGUAAUGUCAAAUUUUGACUAAAAAAUAUAAAGAUUUUCGUAUAGGUAUAAAAAACGUAAAAUAUUGUUUCAAAUGUAUCGCGAACUUUUUGUCUUUAGUGUACAAAACAAGAGAACCUCAAUGACUCAUUAAGUCAUUAAUAGCGUCGAUAAGGAAAACUUAGUUUGACUUGGAUACAUGCGCACGUUGCUGAAAGCGCGUUUGAUCGUCGCUGCCAAGGUGAUUCGCUAUUUAUUUAAUCGAUUUGCUCUUAAGACUGUACUAAAGAUUCAGACUGUUUAGCUCCAUAGAACACAGAUGCUUGGUAGCGUAGGUACAUAUCCAGGAACGAAUUUAGCAAUUUAUAUUGUAUUAGGUACAUACAUGAUCAUUAAUUUAGUAAGUAAUUUAUAUUUAUACAAUUUUAAUUCUUGCAAUCUACAUGGGUACAGUCAGCAUCAAAAGUAUAGUGUAUCCGACUAUGCGCCAAAAGUAUAAACCUACCGAACUGUAGAUGGCAGACACUUUUGGCGCGUUUUUCUAGAACUAAGCGGUAUUGAAGCCUAAUAUAAAAUGAUAAACAAAAUUUUAAGUUCAUGUAAUAUUUUCCACUUUUAAAUAUUUGAUAUUUAUGUACUUUAGUUUUGUUCCAUAAUUUUAUUCAUCUCUUAAGUUGCCUUAAAUACUAAUACAUAUAAUCAAGGGAAACAAGAAUUAUUUUAUCCUUCUCACUAAGUAUUGCAACAAAAAAUAUAUGUGUUGCAUCAAGUUAGAUAACGGGUACCUACCUACUUAUUUAAGCAGGUAUUUGUUUGCCGAUUCUUAGAUUCACAAAGUGCUUCAUUUAGCUCAUAAGAAUAUUUUUGUCAAGGAAAUGUUGUAUGUUGUGUUUAAUUCAAGUAUCAGCAAACUGUAACUAUGGCCUGACAAGCCAAUUUCCGUCAGUAGAAAAAACCAGGCGCGAAGGGUUAUCGUCUUAUAAAAAAUAGAAUUUCGCGCCUUUUUCUACUAAAAAAGUAGUUUGACAGACUAUAUUUUAUAAUGUAGUAUUUUCCCAUAAAAGCACAGAUCUUAGCACCAUCAAUUGUGUUCAUUUUACACUUACAGUAGAUGUACCUACCUACUUACAUUGAAUGUAUAAUAUUCACAAAAUUUUGAAUUGUGGUAGACAAAAUAUAAAUUGAGCCGAUUGGUCAUAAAACUUUAUCUUUAUAAAUACAAAAGGACAAAAGAGGACACUUCGUCCAUAUAGCAGGAAUAACUAGUCAUGAUAAUUUGUGUUUUUGGGAUAAUAUCGACACGUUAUUAAGCAAAUGAAACUUAUUUCGACACAAGUAUUUAUUCUUUACUUUGAAAUUAAUGUUUCUUUACAUAAAUGUUUUUUUUAAUAAUCUUCGAAUUUAAAAGUUGGAAUACUAGUAAAAUACAACUUACAAUUGACAAAUAAUCAAUCAAACAUAGAAAUUUAAAUUUAGAAAAGUAAGUGGGAUUUAGAUUGUUUAGCCCAGGUAGGUAAGCAAUACCGGGAGUUAUUGUUUUAUUGUCCUAUUGUAAAAUAGCCAUUAGAGAUAGAGAUAGCAUUCACCGGCUCAAUUUAUUUUUUGCCUGCUAUACCUACGUAUUAGUUUCGAUGACGGUUACGUGUAUGUUUUUUACCUUGUGUUUGAGCGCAGUACAACUGCAAACAAGUAAGUACACUUGUGGUACUGGUACGUAAAAAAAUUCAAUAAAAUCGCGCCUAAAUAUCGGGCCAGUUGCACCAACCACAUUUAGCGUACUGAUUAACAUCACUCAGCUUAGAAGUCAGAUGGUCUGUCAUCGACGUCAUCGUCAAAGCUUUCGCAAAAUUUUAUUGACGUUGAUCAGUCUGUUAAUUGUGGUUGGUGAAACUAGCUGGCCCUUGUCGAGACUUCGCCGAAUGUGAUUGUUAACAAAAGUAAAGCGAAAUUCCAUACAACUGGCGCGAAUAGGUACAAAUCUAAGUUUUUUGAUCUCAUGAAAAAAAAUACGAAAUUCGUACAAAAAUUACACAUUAUAUUAUGCUUUUAAUGUACGUGAAUGUUACCUAAACAAAUCUAUUAUGUGUGGUUUGAUUAAGAUUACAAUGGAAUUAAACUAGUCUUUUUAAAUGUAUAA
Molecule: messenger RNA, 3964 nt
Organism: Cydia fagiglandana
Lineage: Eukaryota; Metazoa; Arthropoda; Insecta; Lepidoptera; Tortricidae
Gene: Cipc
Exons: 3
Coding region: 37-450 (137 amino acids)
Source: RefSeq, a predicted model, not a curated record